Messenger RNA from Tinamus guttatus (white-throated tinamou), 1064 nucleotides. The record is from RefSeq and is a predicted model, not a curated record. NCBI's taxonomy places the organism in Eukaryota, Metazoa, Chordata, Aves, Tinamiformes, Tinamidae.
UUUCAAGCCACGGUUAAGGAGGGGGUCACCGGUGUGAUAGUCAACUUGACCGUGGGAGACCGGGACGACCCUGCCACGGGCGCCUGGAGAGCCGUCUACACCAUCAUCAACGGGAACCCGGGGCAGAGCUUCGAAAUCCACACCAACCCGCAGACCAACGAGGGGAUGCUCUCCGUGGUGAAGCCUUUAGACUAUGAGAUUUCAGCAUUCCACACGUUGCUGAUCAAAGUGGAAAAUGAAGACCCGCUGAUUCCAGACAUCGCCUAUGGCCCCAGCUCCACGGCAACGGUGCAGAUCACUGUUGAGGAUGUGAAUGAAGGUCCCGUUUUCCACCCAAACCCAAUGACAGUGACAAAACGAGAAAACAUCCCCGUGGGCAGUGUUGUGUUAACGGUUAAUGCCACCGAUCCAGAUACUUUGCAGCAUCAGACUAUCAGGUAUUCAGUUUUCAAGGAUCCCGCGGGCUGGCUAGAAAUCAACCCUACCAACGGUACCAUCGGCACCACCGCCGUGCUGGAUCGGGAGUCUCCUUACGUGCACAACAACAUAUACACUGCUCAGUUCCUGGCCAUCGACAGUGGUAACCCUCCUGCAACAGGGACAGGAACUUUACACAUCACCUUGGAGGAUGUCAAUGACAACAUCCCUUCCCUUUAUCCAACACUGGCAAAAGUCUGCGAUGAUGCAAAAGAUCUCCGGGUGGUGGUAUUAGGAGCAUCAGAUAAGGAUCUUCAUCCCAACACAGACCCAUUCAAGUUUGAACUGAGUAAGCAGUCUGGCCCAGAUAAAUUGUGGAGAAUCAACAAGAUUAACAACACUCACGCCCAGGUCAUCUUGCUGCAAAACCUGCAAAAGGCCAAUUACAACAUCCCCAUCUCAGUGACAGAUUCUGGAAAGCCACCUCUGACUAACAAUACAGAACUGAAAUUGCAAGUGUGCUCCUGCAAGAAAUCCAAAAUGGACUGCAGUGCGACCGAUGCCCUUCACAUCAGCGUGAUCCUCAUCCUUCUUUCACUCGGCAGUUUAUUUUGUCUGUAAGAACUCGUGACACUUGAAGCUGUCCU